This is a messenger RNA of Leptopilina heterotoma, 727 nucleotides long. RefSeq lists its product as uncharacterized. The coding region runs from base 71 to 586 and encodes 171 amino acids. The record is from RefSeq and is a predicted model, not a curated record. The transcript is spliced from 3 exons. Lineage: Eukaryota; Metazoa; Arthropoda; Insecta; Hymenoptera; Figitidae.
AUUCUAACCAAACACUUUCAAAAUUUACAAAAAUUACAAACAAUAUUUUUUCUAAAUAGUUAAUAACAUAAUGAACGAUCAGAAAAAAAGUAUAUUGGACAAAUUAUACGAAUGUGUAAACAAUAGCGUCGAUUGGGGUGUAAAGAAUACAAAACAUCCUUGUCCACCGAAGAAAAAAUCUACAAAAAAAGGUUCAGUUGAAGACGAUUGGGAGAGGAAAAAAAAUCGUCAGGCCGAAUUAGAAAGUAAUGAAAAAUCGGAAACUGGUGAUGAUCAAUAUUCUCAAGGGACAAGAGGAGAUAAUCGAGAUUUUCAAGAAAAAUCACAGGAUAAUUCAGAUCAUCAAAAGCAAAAGGAAAUAAUUCCAACCGAAGAGGAACGACCUUGUUGUGAUAUUCAAAUGCAGGAUCCCUCUGCACCGUGCUAUGAAACUGAAGAAAAGCAAUUUAAAUCGUGUCAAUGUAAAAAAGUCUAUUCGAAUGAACCACGCGAACCUACUUCAGCCUGCGAUUGUUCUGAACACGAUAGAGUUUACACAGGAAACGAAACCCUUUUCGGUGAAGAUAUUCGAUUAGAAAGAGCUUGAGGAACAAAAGAAAUUUUUGUUUUUUCUUUGACUAUACUAUUCCACAUUUUAUAUGACGAAUAGUGCAAAAAAAAACUGCGACGUUCAACUGUUUUCUUCUUUACGCUUUUUUUCCAAAAUAGGUAAUUCAUCAUUUUUUAU